UCUUUGAGGUUGUGUCCUGUGUCCGUUCCUCUCGCUUUGGGAGUAUGUUGAGCCGCAGGCUUUCCCUCCUCAACUUGGCCUUCCGACGGAGCAUGGCUACAGCGCGCGGGAGCUUGGGGGCCAGCAAGAAGGAGGUGGCGUGUUUCUACGAUGUCCUAUCCCCGUACUCAUGGUUUGGCUUUGAGAUUAUUUGCAGGUACCGUCCCAUCUGGAAUAUAGAUCUGCAUUUACGGCCAGUUUUCCUUUCAGGGAUAAUGAAGGCAACUGGGAACCAGCCUCCAGCAAUGCUUCCCAAGAGAGGACAGUAUUUGCUGAAGGAUAUCAGUCGAAUGGCGAAGUAUUACCAAGUGCCAGUGAAUUUACCGAAGGAUUUCCUAGGUUCUGUGAUUGUGAAAGGAAGUCUGCCUGCCAUGCGUUUUGUCACUGCUGUGGAUAUAGCAGAACCACAGUUUCUGGAGGCUGUUUCUAGAGAACUUUGGAUGCGCAUUUGGUCCCAGGAUGAGGACAUAGUUGAGCCAGACAGUAUAUUGGCAGCUGCAGAGAAAGCAGGGUUGCCCUCAGGCAAAAGCCAGGAGCUUCUGAAAAUGAGCACCUCACCAGAGGUGAAGAAUCGCCUGAAAGAGACAACAGAUGAGGUCCUGAAGUUUGGGGCAUUUGGAGUGCCGUGUUUUGUUAUCCAGGUGGAUGGAGAGCCCCAGCUGUUCUUUGGUUCAGAUCGUAUAGAACUACUAGGAAGUGUUUUGGGAGAGAAGUGGUUGGGACCAGUUCCCGCAUCUUCUAAGCUCUAACUCUCAGGAGCAAUGAGAAAAGUAAGCAACCUAGCACUGUUGCAGACAUCCUGUCCUUCCUACUUCCACAAGAUGACUGGCAUUAGAACUGGCCUAAUAUAAAAGGUCAUGAUAGUUGCUUUCAAAUACCAUGUAACUGUACAGUUUACAUGCAUCUAAAUCUAGAAUGUUUCCACAUGAGUAUUUUGCACCAGUUUUUCACACCAUUAAAUAGGAUUAAGAAAGGGCUCUUAAAUUAGCUUUAUGUCUAUUAUCAAUGAUUAUCCUGCAAGGUAAGCCAGUGCUGUUAUCUCUAUGUUGAUAGGUUCUGUUUUACAGCAGCCACUCAGACAUUUGUGUGUACAACCAAACAAACGCACAUCCACCUUGCUGAUUUCACAUGCUUUGCUUUUGAUUUUUGCUUGUCUUUUCAACUGUGCCUCCACCACAGUAGCCUGGAGGAGGCAUGUACUGUACAUUGUCUGUAUCCCCUUCUCUUUGGCAUGAGGUCAGCACCUGCCAACUUUCAAUCCUUGCCCCCUGUCCCCCAACUGCCUGGUUAGGGUUAUUGGUGAGAUUGUGCCAGCAAUUUAUUUUCCUUCCAUUUUGGGUGUAGUGUGAGUGUUGCUCCAGGAUAGUCUCUCCCCCAUAUGCUAAAGGCUAUCAGAAAGUCCACCUCCCCUUAAGCCCUCAGAAUGGAGAGUUAUAGAUAGAUAAGCCUGUAUAUAUCCUUUCCUACAAACCACUGAGCGUCAGGACCUAGGUGGCUCCUAAAGGUAAUGCACCAUAAAAAGUUCCAUUGGUUCAAUUCCUGGCAGAAUAACAUCCGGUUACCUACGACUGAUGAUUCCCAAUAAGGAUGAAACCAGCAACCUGCUGGUCAAGGUAACUGAAAAUUCCCAUCUGCUAGCAGUGUUCAGGGUUCUAUUCAGGCUGCUUGCCUGCAAGAAUUGUUUUGUCUGUCCCUCAUGCUCCAUACCAGACACCACAGCCACAAGCAGCAAUAGGUCUAGUUGAGGAAAGCAGCCGGCUGUAAAAAUAUUGACGGGUUACUUUUCACCAUCAUUACUAUCACGAGGAUUUCAUUUAUAUAAUACUGCAUUUACACCCUCUCCUCAUUUAGCAACCGUGUUCCGUUCCAGCGACUUUGUCAUUAAGCAAAAUGGUUGCUAAGUGAGCAUGUGACAGAGACAGCAAAGAUCAUUGGUCGCUGCCACCUCAUUCAGAUAAAGUUCUCUCGUACAGCUACGCCAGUGUUACUCUCACUGCAGCAUGUGUUGUUCUCAGGCACAUGAAAUUUGGCCAUAAAUGCAUGCAUUGGUCAGAAAAUGAACUUUUUAUUACUGUUUAUUACCGUCAUGUUUGUGACUGGUUGCUAACCGAGGAGUGGCUAUAUAGCCCACCUUUCUUUGGGAGCACAGGGUACGUUUAGUAUAAAGGCCUCCACUGUGUGGGAGGUUGCACUGAAUGUCAAAGAAGAAACAAUGGCUUGGGAGCUUUGCAGCUACCUCUUCAUAGCAGCUGCCAGUUCAGGUGACCAGAUAGAUGUCCACCAUAUGUCCUGGAAAGAUGGGCAGCAGGUUGGGUCUUUCCGGAUGGAGAUGGGGAUGUGAACUUUUAUUGCCUCCAGGAUCUGCAGUAGCUUGUGGGGAGGGCCUACUUCUUAAAAGAAUGCAUCUUUUAAGCUCUCCCAUUGGUCAGCCAGAGGAGGAGCACUGAUUGGCUCAUGGUGUUCCCUACCUGUUUUCUGUGUUUCAGUGAAGAUCAUCGCAGGUUGUUGUCAAACUGGAGUAGAAACGCUGCAGUGGAAAUGCCCAUUUAUUUGAAUGCAUUAUGAUGUAUGUGAGUGGUAUAUUGUACAUGUUUAUGGGUACUAAUAUAGCCAUUACAUGAAAACUUGAUUUCAAAAGUCAGUUGUGAGGGAGGGGGUGUCCAUUAGAACACAAAUUCCAUCAAUCGUGGUGGUCUGUAUCAUUUGUGUGAUACUGUCAUUGACUAAAUGAUGUCAUUUCUAUAAAUUGACAUGACACGUUUGUCAUUUGCAUGAAGAUAUCAUUACACAAAUGGUGUAGAUCACUACAAAUGACAUAAAAUUAGCAUAAAUAUAACUGCCUUACUCAGAAUGUUUUGAAAUAGUGGACUUUUAAGGGGAUGCCCAGAUAGAAAUUUGGUUCAUUGCCUCCAAAAUAGUCUGCCUGAGACACUCGAAUGGGGUCUGUGAAACUGAAGUUUCAUUGUAAUACGGAAGCUUCUCUUUCAGUUGCUUCUCAUAUGUUUAUUUUUUGUUUCUUCCUUGGCCCUGGAAAACCUAUUGUACGAGUAAUAUCAUGGAACCGUUAGGAAUGAUUGCCAUUUUAAGGCAUCUAUUAAGCUGGUUACAAAAUCACUGCAGGGCUUGAGUGCACGCAACUGUCCCUGGGGCAUCUGUUGAUUGAAAGAUAAAAGUAUCUUUUGAAAAUUUGCAUUAAUUUUUUCUGGAAGGGCAAGGUUUGAGGAAAGGGACAAGAGCUAGUUUGAGGGAUGGAUUGAAUGAAUUCCCAUUUGCUCAUGAGGAGGGUUUAUGAAAACAUCUUAGCUCACUGUACCAUUCAAAGAAGUUAAGAGGUUGUCUGGUUCAAAUACAGCUGAGAACAGUCUUCAGUUGGGUACGGGAGAAUUUUAGACUGGUCCUUCCACAAAAAGAAAAGGUUGCUAGGAUCUUUGUGCCUUCUAUUUACACUGUGCUUCCUUUGCUUAGAUUUUCUUCUAAUAACUGUU
This is a messenger RNA of Candoia aspera, 3524 nucleotides long. RefSeq names its product glutathione S-transferase kappa 1 (gene GSTK1). NCBI's taxonomy places the organism in Eukaryota, Metazoa, Chordata, Lepidosauria, Squamata, Candoiidae. The record is from RefSeq and is a predicted model, not a curated record. Gene Ontology annotation, molecular function: glutathione transferase activity; glutathione peroxidase activity. Gene Ontology annotation, cellular component: peroxisome; mitochondrion. Gene Ontology annotation, biological process: glutathione metabolic process. The transcript has 8 exons. Bases 45 to 788 code for a protein of 247 amino acids.